AUGAAUGAAAAUACUCAAGUCUCUUUAUUAAAAGAAGAUGCUAAGAUUGAAGAAUUAGAAAAAGGAUUGAAAGAAAAAGAAAUAUUGUUAAGACGAAAAUCUUUUAGAGAGAAAAAAUUUCUGCCUUGUAUUUAUGGAUACAACGAGCCUCAUCUUCAACCUAGUCGUUUAUGGAAACACAUUGAAAUCAAAAAGGAUUGCAAUUCAUCAGUAAAUUGCGAAAAGAAGAUUUUAUGGAUCAGAUGGUUGGUUGCCAAAUUGCAACAAUAA
Messenger RNA from Entrophospora sp. SA101, 270 nucleotides. Lineage: Eukaryota; Fungi; Glomeromycota; Glomeromycetes; Entrophosporales; Entrophosporaceae. The record is from the annotation of a GenBank genome assembly.